Mus caroli (Ryukyu mouse) is the source of this 4971-nucleotide messenger RNA. It is a transcript of the gene Nat10, whose product is annotated as N-acetyltransferase 10. The record is from RefSeq and is a predicted model, not a curated record. Gene Ontology annotation, biological process: rRNA acetylation involved in maturation of SSU-rRNA. Gene Ontology annotation, molecular function: tRNA binding; ATP binding; 18S rRNA cytidine N-acetyltransferase activity. Gene Ontology annotation, cellular component: nucleolus; 90S preribosome. Lineage: Eukaryota; Metazoa; Chordata; Mammalia; Rodentia; Muridae.
GCGCAGUACUCUUUGCAAGGGGCUGGGUCGGAUGUUGAGAUGUGCUUUUGGGUCUUUCACUGGCCGGUAGGGAAGCUUCUGAUCCGGCUGGUGCCCGUAUCUUCGGACUCCUCUUCGGUUGGACUGCCCUACAGACAGACAUUCCUGGUCCGGGAUAUUCUGACGUGCGGGGCUGGCUUCUCGAGCGCUUUCCGGGAGUGUGGCUCCUUCCCACACUCGGGUUUCUUCUCUCUCUUUGAGAGAAUGGUGAUAGCUUUUCACCAUGAAUCGGAAGAAGGUGGAUAACCGAAUUCGAAUUCUCAUUGAGAAUGGUGUAGCUGAGCGGCAGAGGUCUCUUUUUGUUGUAGUUGGGGAUCGAGGAAAAGAUCAGGUGGUUAUUCUUCAUCAUAUGUUGUCCAAAGCAACUGUGAAGGCUCGGCCCUCAGUCCUGUGGUGUUAUAAGAAAGAGCUGGGAUUUAGCAGUCACCGGAAGAAGAGGAUGCGGCAGCUACAGAAGAAAAUAAAGAGUGGGACCUUGAACCUAAAGCAAGAUGACCCCUUUGAGCUUUUUGUAGCAGCCACAAACAUUCGCUACUGCUACUACAAUGAAACCCACAAGAUUCUGGGCAAUACUUUCGGCAUGUGUGUCCUCCAGGAUUUUGAAGCAUUAACUCCGAACUUGUUGGCCAGAACUGUAGAAACAGUAGAAGGUGGUGGGCUGGUGGUCAUCCUCCUGCGGACCAUGAACUCGCUUAAGCAGCUGUACACGAUGACUAUGGAUGUGCAUUCCAGGUACAGGACUGAAGCCCAUCAGGAUGUGGUAGGAAGAUUUAACGAGAGGUUUAUUCUCUCUCUGGCGUCUUGUAAGAAGUGUCUGGUCAUUGAUGAUCAGCUCGACAUCCUGCCCAUCUCCUCCCACGUGGCCAGCAUUGAAGCCUUACCUCCUCAGGCCCCGGAUGAGAAUCUCAGUCCUGCUGCUCUGGAGCUGCUGGAAUUGAAAGAGAGCUUGCAGGACACUCAGCCCGUGGGUGUUCUGGUGGACUGCUGCAAGACCCUGGACCAGGCCAAGGCUGUCUUGAAAUUCAUUGAGGGGAUCUCGGAGAAGACUCUAAGGAGUACUGUUGCCCUCACCGCUGCCCGAGGAAGGGGCAAGUCUGCGGCCCUGGGCCUGGCUAUCGCUGGAGCAGUGGCAUUCGGGUAUUCCAAUAUUUUUGUUACCUCCCCAAGCCCGGAUAACCUCCACACGUUGUUUGAAUUUGUAUUUAAAGGAUUUGAUGCUCUGCAGUAUCAGGAGCACCUGGAUUAUGAGAUUGUACAGUCGCUGAACCCCGAGUUUAAUAAAGCGGUGAUCAGGGUCAAUGUGUUCCGAGAGCACAGACAGACUAUUCAGUACAUCCACCCUGCAGAUGCUGUGAAACUGGGCCAGGCUGAGCUGGUUGUGGUAGAUGAAGCUGCUGCUAUUCCCCUCCCCCUGGUGAAGAGCCUGCUUGGGCCCUACCUGGUUUUCAUGGCAUCUACUAUCAAUGGCUACGAGGGCACUGGCCGGUCACUGUCCCUCAAGCUCAUUCAGCAACUCCGUCAGCAGAGUGCCCAGAGCCAGGUCAGCACCACUGCUGAGAACAAGACCACAACGACAGCCAGACUGGCCUCAGCUCGGACAUUGCAUGAGGUUUCCCUCCAAGAGUCAAUCCGAUACGCCCCUGGGGAUGCAGUAGAGAAGUGGCUGAAUGACCUGCUGUGCCUGGAUUGCCUCAACAUCACCCGCAUCAUUUCCGGCUGCCCCUUGCCUGAGGCCUGUGAGCUCUACUAUGUUAACAGAGAUACCCUCUUUUGCUACCACAAGGCCUCUGAAGUUUUCCUCCAGCGGCUCAUGGCUCUCUAUGUGGCUUCUCAUUACAAGAACUCUCCCAACGACCUGCAGAUGCUCUCAGACGCUCCUGCACACCACCUCUUCUGCCUCCUGCCACCUGUGCCCCCCACCCAGAAUGCCCUGCCCGAAGUGCUUGCAGUUGUCCAGGUGUGCCUUGAGGGAGAGAUUUCUCGUCAGUCCAUUUUGAAUAGCCUUUCUCGAGGCAAGAAGGCUUCUGGGGACCUGAUUCCAUGGACAGUGUCGGAACAGUUUCAAGAUCCAGACUUUGGAGGCCUUUCUGGUGGACGGGUUGUUCGAAUUGCUGUUCACCCAGAUUAUCAAGGGAUGGGAUAUGGCAGCCGAGCACUGCAGCUGCUGCAGAUGUAUUAUGAAGGCAAGUUCCCUUGUCUGGAGGAAAAAGUCUUGGAGACACCACAAGAAAUCCGCACCGUGAGCAGUGAGGCUGUCAGCUUGUUGGAAGAAGUUAUUACUCCCCGGAAGGAUCUGCCUCCCUUGCUCCUCAAGUUGAAUGAGAGGCCUGCAGAGCGCCUGGAUUACCUGGGGGUUUCCUAUGGGCUGACCCCCAGACUUCUCAAGUUCUGGAAACGAGCUGGAUUUGUUCCUGUCUAUUUGAGACAGACCCCAAACGACCUGACUGGGGAACACUCAUGCAUUAUGCUGAAGACACUGGCCGAUGAGGAUGAGGCUGAGCAGGGAGUUUGGCUGGCAGCAUUUUGGAAAGAUUUCCGAAGACGGUUCCUGGCCUUGCUGUCAUAUCAGUUCAGCACCUUCUCUCCUGCCCUGUCUCUGAACAUCAUUCAGAACAGGAAUGUAGCCAAGUCAGCCCAGCCAGCCCUAGGCCGGGAGCAUCUGGAGGCACUUUUCCUUCCCUAUGACCUCAAGCGUCUAGAGAUGUACUCUCGGAACAUGGUCGAUUACCACCUCAUCAUGGAUCUGAUCCCAGCCAUUGCCCGCUUGUACUUCCUGAACCAGCUAGGAGACCUGGCCCUGUCGGCUGCCCAGUCGGCUCUUCUCUUGGGAAUUGGCCUACAGCACAAGUCUGUGGAUCAGCUGGAGAAGGAGAUCGAGCUACCCUCAGGCCAGUUGAUGGGGCUUUUCAACCGCAUCAUCCGCAAAGUUGUGAAGCUGUUCAAUGAUGUGCAGGAAAAGGCUAUUGAGGAGCAGAUGGUGGCAGUGAAGGAUGUGGUCAUGGAGCCCACUAUGAAGACCCUGAGUGAUGACCUGGAUGAAGCAGCAAAGGAAUUCCAGGAGAAACACAAGAAGGAAGUCGGGAAGCUGAAGGACAUGGACCUCUCCCAAUAUGUAAUUCGUGGGGAUGAUGAAGAGUGGAAUGAAGUUUUGAGCAAAGCAGGGCAGAAUGCCUCCAUUGUUAGUUUGAAAAGUGACAAGAAAAGGGAACUGGAAACAAAACAAGAACCCAAACAGAGCAAGAAGUUGAAGAAGAGAGAUAACAACAGAAAGGAUAUGAAACUGAAGCGAAAGAAAUAGUGAGGUGAGGAGAUGCCAGACUUCUGAGCUGUGCUCUGCUGGGCCAGGCCAGGCAGCAGUGUGGACAGUGACAAUGACAAGGGCCUUCAGCAAAGGCAGGCACCAUCGUUCCAUUUGUAUGCUCGCGGUGACUGAAGACAAAGUCAUUCUUGGACAGGCUGCUUAGAGGUUGGUGUGGGCAAAGCUCUGGCAUUGUCAGGGCUGUCGUUCCACCCAGGUCAAUCUCACUGGCUUGCUCCCACUGUGGCUGCUGCGCUGGCUCCUGGCCUCCCUAUGCUCCAGCACAUGGCUUUCUGGAGGCGCACGCUGCCUCACUGCAGACUUGUCCCGACACUGAGGCUGGGUCAGCAGGACCUCUCCUGCUCCUCCGUUCUAUAUCUGCCUGCGGCAGGUCUGCUGUCCUCAGCGUCCCAGGAAAGGCUUAGGUAGGCUGCAACAUCUGAGCCUCAGGUGUCUUUUGGUUGCCUCUUCAUUUGGGAGAGACUAUCGAGAAAGACUCUUAACUACAGAAAGGAGGGGAGAGAGAAUAUUUUGAAUAAAUGAUGUCUUGGAAGGACCAUUUGCCUGCAGUGCUUAUAAAACCUGUUAUAACAAAGUAACGUGGCUUUACCUUGGGGGACCACAAGUAGUAGUGAAGGCACCCACAUCCCCCAGCCAUGAGGAACAGAGGGUGAAAAAGAACAGGUGCUGCUUAGACCAGUGCCUGACUUACAACAGUGGACCCAGUCUGUGGUGCUGCUCAGUGAUAGUGGCUCCAGGAGGAUGGAAUGAUGCGGGUCUGGCCAUAUUCUAGAAUAAGCCGGAGCUGGCCAGACUCACGUGGGUUACACAGCCUGUGCUUUGCAGCUGGAGGUGCUCAUAAAGUAAUAACUGCCUUUGGGCUUCUCAACCUGACCAGGAUGGCCACUGUGUGCAGUCAAGGUCCUUUUCAAACCAUGUCCUGAACAGGUCUCAGUGUGUUGUCUCUCCUUCAAACCUGAAAGGGCAUGCCUCCUUCAGACCUCACCAUCUGGCCCCCACAGAAUGACAUCUGUAAAGCUCUUCUGUCUCAGGAGAAGUCACAUUCAAAGUGAAGUCCGAUGGGCCAGCUCUGCAUAGGCUACCAGGAUGGGGAACAGAGAGGGUUCCUUCAUGGUCUCCUCACCCCUAAGCUAUAAGGGGCUAGUGUCAGCCUGUUCUCACUGCUCAUCUGGUCUUGACAAUCCCAGAGGAUGCUGGAGUGACCAAGCAACUGCGUGUGUGCACCGAGGCUAGGAGAAGGGGGCACAAUCUUUGGGAACUUUCUGGUUUGCCAAUCCUUUGUCUACACAGGGGACUCUUAUGAAGAAAGGAACCCCGUUUAGUGUAGAGAGCACAGCAUCAGGAGAGGCUGGAACCAGGGAAGGCCAGAAGCCUUGAGUGCCUAGUGUUUGCCUUGGUGGCCCUAGAUUAACCCUGGUGGCUUCCAAGUUGGUACAGGGGUCUCAGACCUUAGCCCUGGUAUAUAACUGCCUUGUCUGCUGUCCCUGGGUUCAUUGCUAAUACAUCCAGCCUUUGUGACCCAAGGACUCCUAUAAGAAGUCAACUUUGAGCAAAACCUUGCUGGCAUAUGCAAUAGUGUCUGGGUUUGGUGGCUGAUUAUGGGGUGGACCCCC